This is a messenger RNA of Adineta steineri, 417 nucleotides long. NCBI's taxonomy places the organism in Eukaryota, Metazoa, Rotifera, Eurotatoria, Adinetida, Adinetidae. The record is from the annotation of a GenBank genome assembly.
AUGGCCAGCAGCGGUGUUGAAGGACUCAAAGGUACUUGGGAUUAUGUUGAUGGUGAAAAUUUUGAUAGUUACAUGAAAGAAAUUGGUGUUGGAUUUGCAACACGUACGCUUGCUAAAGGAAUCAAACCUCGUCUUGUCAUUAGUGAAGCUGAUGGUAAAUGGACCGUACGAUCAGAAAGUUCACUUAAAACAGUUUCAUACGAUUUUACACCUGGUGUUGAAUUCAAUGAAACAACACCUGAUGGACGUGAAGUUACAUCGACAAUUAGUUUCGAAGGUAACAAAUGGGUUCAUACAUCAGUUGAUAAAAGUGGAAAAAAAUCAGUUGUAACACGUUAUAUUGAUGCUGAAGGUCAACAAAUGAUUGAUAUGGAAUGUGGUUCAACUAAAGCUCGUCGUUGGUAUAAACGUGCUUAA